Messenger RNA from Mauremys reevesii (Reeves's turtle), 842 nucleotides. Its product is annotated as phospholipase A2 inhibitor subunit gamma B-like. NCBI's taxonomy places the organism in Eukaryota, Metazoa, Chordata, Testudines, Geoemydidae. Bases 1 to 777 code for a protein of 258 amino acids. The transcript is spliced from 6 exons. The record is from RefSeq and is a predicted model, not a curated record. Gene Ontology annotation, molecular function: phospholipase inhibitor activity. Gene Ontology annotation, cellular component: extracellular region.
AUGUAUUCAACAGGAACUUUCAGCCCCUCUGUGAUCAAUCCUCCGGCCAGAGAACUGGCUGCAUCCAAGACCCCAGCGCCGAUCUACUGCUUCCCCAUCACCAUGGAGGCUUCUCUUGCAAUCUGCAUCCUCGCUGCUCUCCUGGCUACGGGGACCUGUCUGCAGUGUGAGGUUUGCUCUGGACCAGGAAAAAACUGCACGGGCACCAUGCAGACCUGCGCCGCUGGGCAAGACUCUUGUGCCUUCGUUUUUACCGAUGUCUCACAGGCGGGAGUGACGGGACAGAGCUUUCUCAAGGGCUGUGUGCCAUCCAGCGAAUGUAAAGUCGGCCCCAUCUCUAUGAAUUUUGGGCAGGGAAUGAUGACAAGGACGAGCAUCGUCUGCUGCGUGGGAGACGCCUGCAGAACAACCACAGUUACAGUGCCCCCGGCUGACACCAAACCCAAUGGCCGGAGCUGCCGUGGCUGCUACGCGUUGAACGCUGGUCAAUGCAAUGAACAAACCAUAGAGUGUACUGGACCUGAGACACAGUGUAUUGAUAUUGCUGGGACCAUAACGAUGGGUGGAAGUCAAAUGCAGACGGUCAUGAAGGGCUGCGCUUCGGAGUUCAUCUGCACCAAUAUAAAAGUGGGUUCAGGGACCUUCGCAGGCAACAGUGCAGAUCUAACCACGGCCAAAUGCACAGUGGCCUCCGGCGCGGUGGGCGUGGCUCCGGGACUGGUCGAGAUCCUCCUCCCGGCCCUCGCUGGGCUCCUGCUGCUGAAACUUCUCUCCUGAUUCCCACCCGAUGCAAGAGCGACACGGCACUGAAAUCCACCCUGCAGCCUGCGUUAGCUGCUCUC